Ophidiomyces ophidiicola is the source of this 915-nucleotide messenger RNA. RefSeq lists its product as uncharacterized. NCBI's taxonomy places the organism in Eukaryota, Fungi, Ascomycota, Eurotiomycetes, Onygenales, Onygenaceae. The coding region runs from base 1 to 915 and encodes 304 amino acids. Gene Ontology annotation, molecular function: methyltransferase activity. The transcript has 4 exons. The record is from RefSeq and is a predicted model, not a curated record.
AUGCAGCAGGAUUCAGGUGAAACUUAUUCAUUGACUGAGAGCGUAUUUGAUUAUGAGUAUGAGAAUGGUAGACGCUAUCAUGCUUACCAUGCCGGCGAAUACCCACUGCCGAAUGAUGAAAAAGAACAGGACCGUUUAGACAUGCAACAUCACCUCUACACCCUUUUAUACGACGGCGAUAUAUACCGUGCCCCAAUCUCGAAGGAUAUUAAGCACGCUCUGGAUAUUGGUUGUGGCACAGGAAUCUGGGCAAUCGAAUUUGCCGAUAAGUUCCCAAGCACUCUUGUCACAGCAACCGAUCUUUCUGCCAUACAACCCAGUUUCGUUCCGGAAAAUCUACAGUUUGAAGUUGAUGACGCUGAAGACGAUUGGCAGUUUAGUCACACUUUCGAUUACAUACACAUUGGAACUCUGGCUGGCAGUAUAAGCGACUGGCCCCGGCUGCUGAAACAAGCAUACGACAAUCUAUCGCCAGGUGGAUGGGUUGAGGUCAUUGAUUUUGAAGCGUGGGCCUCAACGGAUGAUGACAGUCUCCCACGGGAUUCGGCCUACGCUCAAUUCCAGACUCUUCUAGCUGAAGCUGCUAAAGCUUUUGGCAAGGAACUCAACUUGGCAUCUCGGUUCCGCGAGAUGGUGGAAGAUGCUGGCUUUGUUAAUGUUGUCAGUGAGCCUCGGAAAGCCCCUCUUUCUCCCUGGAUGUCGGACCCGAAACAGAAAAUCCUCGGGGAAUACAUGCGAAUAGUUAUGUCAGAUUCACUUGAGCCGUAUUGCCUGGCAUUGUUCACACGGGUACUCAAUUGGAAUAACAACAUGAUACAGGCGCAGCUGGCUGGUGUACGGCAGGACUUAAAAAAUAUGGAUUACCAUAUCCACACGACUUGCCACUGUGUCUACGGCCAAAAGCCGUUCUCGUGA